Molecule: messenger RNA, 1223 nt
Organism: Cuscuta campestris
Lineage: Eukaryota; Viridiplantae; Streptophyta; Magnoliopsida; Solanales; Convolvulaceae
Source: the annotation of a GenBank genome assembly
CCAAUUAAUCUGCCCUCUCUCCAUCCAUACAAACAAACAAAAAAAAACAAUAACCCUAUUUACGUACUUUCCAAACCCUAAAACAAAAGGUGAUAAUGAACUCUCUCCCGUCUUACCCCCACAAGCUCGUCGUCGUCUUGGGUACCACCGGCGCCGGCAAAUCUAGACUCUCCAUCGAACUCGCCACCCGCUUCUCCGGCGAGAUCAUCAACUCCGACAAAAUGCAGGUCUACCGCGGCCUCGACGUCCUCACCAACAAGGUCACCGACGACGAGCGCCGCCACGUCCCCCACCACCUCCUCGGCGUCAUCGACCCCGCCAAGAAUUUCACCGCGGAGAACUUCUGCUUUGCCGCCACAGAGGCGAUCAAGUCGAUCACCGCCCGCGGCCACCUCCCGAUCAUAGUCGGCGGCUCCAACUCAUUCAUCGAGGCUCUCAUGGACGACCCCGACUUCCGGUUGAGGUCCACGUACGACGUCUGCUUCCUCUGGGUCGACGUGUCCAUGCCGGUUCUCCACUCAUUCGUGUCGGACCGGGUGGACAAAAUGGUUGACCAGGGGUUGGUCGAAGAGGCCCGGUCGGCGUUCGACCCCGAGAAUGGGGACUACUCCACCGGCAUCAGGAAGUCAAUCGGCGUCCCGGAGUUCCACCGCUACUUCCAAGCGGAGCCCACGGCGGAUGCCGACACCCGCGCCGCCCUACUCAAAGAGGCAAUCGACGAGGUGAAGGCCAACACGUGCGUGCUGGCGAGUCAGCAGUUGGAGAAGAUAAAGCGGCUGCGGGACGUGCGGGGGUGGAAGUUGCACCGGGUCGACGCCUCCGAGGUGUCCCGGAUGAAGGCGGCCGGCGGCCGCAAGGAAAAGGAAAUGUGGGAGAAUCAGGUGGUUGCGCCCAGCGCCACCAUUGUGACGAGGUUCCUUCACAAUAGGGUUGGGCCGCUCUUAUAUGCGGACACCACGGACACUGCCAUCAGGCAGGCGGCCGGAGCAAAGGAUCUGGCGGCGGCGGCUCAGUGAGACUUCAAUUCUUCUGCGGAGGGAGUAUAUGUAUCUAUCGGUACGCCUAUAUAUUUUCAAGAGCCACCCGCCGUACCUUUUGUAUCUCCUUUCAGUUUCAUUUUUGGGGAUAUUAAGGAAAAGACUGCGGUGUCCUCGCCCAAAGUGUUUUUGUGUUUUUAUGGAAUUCCAUCCUAUAUGUUACUCUAAUAAAAUAUUGUUCGGUUA